GUCAGUUGUCGCUCUCUCUGCGCUCUGCCCGUCAGCACUGAACUGUUGCUGCUGCUGCCUGGGCUUUUCCUCAUGCCUGGACCGGAGCGCCAACCCCAGCAGAAUGAGCACUGCUGUGCCAGUGGAGACUGCCAGAGACACUGUGGAGGAGAUGCAAGUGGACAUGGUGCUAGGUGAGGAAGAAGGGAUGGAGGUGGACACAGAAGAGCAAGUUGAGGAGAUGGAAGUCGACAUGGAGGAUAAUAUUGAGGAGAUGGAAGUUGAUGAGGAGGAAAAUAUCGAGGCGAUGGAAGUGGAUGAGAAUGAUGAGGAGGAGCCCAUGGUCCUUGGAUGAAGAUGGAGUCCCACAAGCAAGAAAGGCAGAUCCUCCCCAUGCCCUGCCCACAGACACAGUG
Messenger RNA from Passer domesticus (house sparrow), 395 nucleotides. Its product is annotated as ring-infected erythrocyte surface antigen-like. Bases 104 to 334 code for a protein of 76 amino acids. The record is from RefSeq and is a predicted model, not a curated record. Lineage: Eukaryota; Metazoa; Chordata; Aves; Passeriformes; Passeridae. The transcript has 2 exons.